Drosophila miranda is the source of this 943-nucleotide messenger RNA. Its product is annotated as serine protease grass-like. Gene Ontology annotation, molecular function: serine-type endopeptidase activity. Gene Ontology annotation, biological process: proteolysis. The transcript has 3 exons. Lineage: Eukaryota; Metazoa; Arthropoda; Insecta; Diptera; Drosophilidae. The record is from RefSeq and is a predicted model, not a curated record. The coding region runs from base 148 to 927 and encodes 259 amino acids.
UCGUCUGCUGCGAAGAGCACGUGAACGGAACGGGACUGGAGCUGCUACAGCAGUCUGAGGAGGCAUGCGGCAAGUUCUUGAGACUCAAGGUGCUUGGCGGCAGCGAAAUUAAGAUGGGAUCGAGACCUUGGAUGGCUCUGCUCAAGUAUGAUGCUACAGAACCCGGCACCCAGGGAAGGGGCCAAUUUCAGUGUGGUGGUUUCCUGCAUCGCUGAACGAAUCGUUUCACUGGUCCUAACUCUCCUUUCGCAAGCAGGCUUCGUCCUAAUCGCCGCUCACUGCAUGAUCAAUGGAUUCCCCGUGGCAGUGAGGCUUGGAGAGCACAAUAUUACCUCUGAGGUGGACUGCAGGAUUGUGGACUCGAAGACAAGUUGUCAGCCGCCCUACGAGGACAUUGGCAUCGAAAAGAUCAUCCCGCACGAUGGAUACUCGAGAUUCACCCAAAAGAAUGAUAUAGCCCUCGUCAAGCUGGUGAGGGACGUGGUGUUUAAGGAUCACAUCAAUCCCAUAUGCCUGCCACUCUACGUAGAGCUGGAAAAGAGUAUCCUGGCGACGAAAGUUAUGCGAGUGACGGGCUGGGGCAGACAGACGGCCCAUGGGAAUGAUUCCGAUGUUCCCAUGGAGGCUGGGGUAUCCCGCCUGCCCCUCGCCAGCUGCAUCGCUAUGCAGAACAGAUCCAUCGCCAAGAACCAGAUCUGCGUCAGCGCCUCCCUCCAGGACAGCUGCAAGGGCGACUCUGGAGGCCCCUUGCUCUUCAACUUCUGGUACAAGAAGAGCAAACAGCGCUUUGUGCAGAUCGGCAUCGUGAGCUACGGCCCCGAAAACUGUGGCCACAAGGAGCUGGGAGAGACGGGGGAGGGUCAGACAUCAGUCUACACGGACGUCACCAGAUUCAUUCCCUGGAUCACCCGGACUGUGGCCCAGUAGCAGCAUUAGCGCCCAG